AUUAAAAGGACACUCCGAGUUUAGUUGUCCACAAACACUCAGAGAGAUAAAGUUGAUUGUGCACAAAACCGAAAAUUUGGGUUUCUCAAAAGAAGAGGCGGCAAGAUGAUCGACAUUUUGUCGCUGCCGCGACGGAACAAGGUGUCCGGAAAUCCGGCCCUGCUGAAAAUGAUCUCCUACAAAACCGGGCUGCCGAUCAACAGCUUGCCCGGGUGGGAGUUGAUACCUCUUAACUGCAAACUGCCCAUGCUCAAGUGUCCGGGCAAUCAGGUUAUUUUCUCCAAAAACAAAAUAGGGCAGUCGUUUAAAAGUGGGAAGCAAGAGUUUGAGUCAUCGGUUACCGAGCACAUACCAGAAUACAAUCCUCUGCACGAUUCCAAUCUGAAGACCUUCUAUUCCAAUGAGCGAAAUCUCAAGCGGCUGCGGGAGAAUGGCGAAAUCACGCAGGAUAACGACGUGAUAUGCAAUCUGAAGGACUUCAACCAGCAUCGCCAGGAGCUGCACAAGUCCCAGCUAUACUACAUCCUGCAGGCCUACAAGCGACGCGAGGCAGAGCAAUACGAUCGAAUGCUGAUUGCCAAUGCAGAAUCGAUUACGAAGCGAGAUCACCAGAACUUGGCAGCCCGCCAUCAGUGCACCGAGGAAGUGAUCGCCAGGAAGCAGCAGCUGGAGCAGGAGCGCCAUGAGCGCAAGGUCCACAUCCUGAAUAUUACAUACGAAAAGUUUAAGCGCCUGGAAAACCUUGCCUCCAUGCAGAACAUGCUCCUGGAGCACCGCAAGAUGCUCACCAACAUGCGAGUAGCCGCGCACAUAAGCAUGUGCCAGGACCUGCAGAGGAAGCAUCUGAUCAAACAGAAGAAGCUAUUCCAGUUUAAAAAGGACCGCUUUAACAAGAAUAUGCGGCUGCUGCGAAAGCAGCGUCUAAUGAAGAACACCGAGCACCAGAUACAGUCCUGGAAGAAACGACUCGACGAACGCAUCGAACAUCAGCGGAGAAUUAACUACCUGCUCCAGGAGGUGCAGAAGGAGCGUGAGGCUUUCAUCGAACGCCACAAGGCACUGUACAGAGAGAAGUGGGCGCGGAUUCAGGACGAGAUCAAGGAACGAUCCCGCCAAGAGAGAAUCGCUCGCAAGCCCAAGCGUAAGCGCAAGCAGAAGAAGAAGCUUCAGGAGAAGCCUUUGGAGGAGCGUAAGCCUUCGUUCUGUGACGAAUACCAGAGCACCUUCGACGGAUUGCUCGACAGCGAGCUGUGUUACGCCUUGAACGCAGCUAUUGCCAUGGAGGGUCAGACGCCGCUCACAUUCGCUCCCGACGAUCCCAUCUACAAGGCGGCUCAAUAUAUUCUCAACUACAUUAUUGCCGGUUUCAACGAGGAUCUCAGCGAUGAUGAGUGCGCCCUGGUGGUUCUCAUGGCGCGCAUCCAGGAGUUUGUCUGCGACGCAAAGAAAUACGUUCACUACAAAGCAUCACAGAUCAUUGGAUUUGCGAGAGAUCACAAGGCUAUGGAGGUGCCGGCAUCAGUGGCCAGGCCCAUAGUGCCGGCAAAGAACCACUCGCGUGCCUCUCAUGUCUCCUUCUGCGGAGUGGCCAGCACUAUCGGGGUGGGCAGCUAUGAGAUCCAUCCGUUCGUGGACGUCCGACCCUGCACGGAGCGACGACCCACGCCGGCCGGAUCACUGGCAUCGCUGGUGGUGAGCCAAAUAGGCGAGCAGGUGAUUCAGGACAAGGUGCGCCUGCCGCACCUGAACCGCAACCAAAUCGUGUUCAUCGAGCACUACCUGGUCAAGUUCAAGCGGGAGCUGCUGGUGGGGCUGGACAAAUUGGUAUUUGCGGCCAUCCAGUGCCACUUUGAGAACCGCAUGAUGGAGGUGCGGGAGGAGCUUCUGGCCCUGGACAGAAACUAUCUAUUUGACCAGGUCGCCAGAGGCAUUCUCAGCUACGCCGUCAAUCCGCUCAACUACCAAUCUGUGCUGAAGCUGGCCGUUAGCGUUUUGUCCAGUGAGAUCAUCUACGAGCUUCAGCAUACGAUGCUCAAGCCGGGUAUCGAUCCGCGGGGCAUGAACCAUCCCAUAUCCUGUGGCACAGAGCGGGACCGCGAGCAGCUGGUCCUUUGUAUGCCCUAAAAUCCUGUAUACCGAUUUGGAGAGGGGUAAUCAGCGGCAGGAUUUCCAAGGUCAGGCGAAUGGGAGUUAUUUGUAAAUUGGAUGUAUAACCACUUCUAUUGGGCAUACUGCGGGAGUAGGGAGCAUAAUUCUUCCUUGUGACGCUAUAAUUACUAAAUUUUAGUGCUUCGUUCUUCGUGAUUCUAAAUAAAUAGUUUUGCUUGUUGUUUGAACA
Drosophila ananassae is the source of this 2338-nucleotide messenger RNA. RefSeq lists its product as uncharacterized. Bases 106 to 2124 code for a protein of 672 amino acids. NCBI's taxonomy places the organism in Eukaryota, Metazoa, Arthropoda, Insecta, Diptera, Drosophilidae. The transcript has 3 exons. The record is from RefSeq and is a predicted model, not a curated record.